CUCUUAUUCCAAUCAAUGCAUGGUUGCUAGGGUAAUUUGGAUCCUAGUAACCAGACUGACAAAACUGCAAAAUGGCAAGCUGCUGAAUACAUAGCUAAAUAACUCAAAAACCACAAGUAAUAAAAAAUGAAAUUCUCAGAAUAUCACUCUUCGUCCUACUAACAGUUAAUUUAAAGGUGAGCAGACCCUUUAAUAUGGAAAUAAACCGUCAAAAAGGCAAUAAAUCAAAGUUAAUAAAUGUUAAAUUGCAGAGCAAAGGGGGCUUAUUGGCAGUGGCGUAAUUAGAUAUUACUGGGCCCCACAGUAAAUGAUUAUUUAGGCCCCCGAAAUUUCUACAAGUUGACCUGUUUUAACAAUAUUUAUUGAAAUUGUAUGUAAAUUAAGGCCUCAUGGGACCCCUAUACCUCUUGGGCCCCCCUGCAGCCAUAGGGUCUGCUUCCUCUUUAGUUACACCCCUGAUUAUUGGGGACCCUUUAUACAGAAGAUAUAGGGAAACCUAGUGAUUUCCUUAUUAACACUGACCUCCCUACAUUCCCCUUCAUAGAGGCAGUCCUGAUGUAGAGUGAUCCUUAUAUAGACUGGCUAAGCCUGGGGGUCAGGGGAGGGGCUGUUACCUACAAACAGGUGAUUCCCAUACAGACCCUCCUGCUGACUCCACCUGCUCUGUUAACCUCUUAUCUGCUGCCUCCCUUCUGCUCCAUUCUACUGUUUCCCUCUUAUUCAGGACAGAAGUUGAAGCAGGUGAGGAGUUAAUUGUGCAGAUCUGCCCCAGGCCUUGCCCCAUAACAUGGAGUUACAUUUUUAUUAUGGAUCAUCAGCCCUGUCCCAAGGGAAUCGCGUGGGGUGAGAGAUCUUACCCCAAACUCCUGGGAGACUGAAUGAUGAUGAUGACUGUGGCCCCCAGGGACCCAAUAAAGCCAUAAUCCAAUCUCAGAUAGUGAAUCAACAACAAUAUCGGAUCCCCAUGUGAUCAGAUGACGAUGGAGAACCAGUUUUUCGUAGAAGGAGUCUACCCAGACUUCACCCUGCUGGAAGAGGCGCUGCUACCCCCCUGCCUGGAGGCGACUCCUUGCUCGGAAUCCAAUCAGAUCAGCGAGUGGACGAGAACCGGCGCAGAGACGCAAUGCGCACAAUCACCACUAGGCGGCGCUGAUGGGGAAGCACCUGCCAGCGGAUUCGCCUGUGAGUCCCGAGGUCAACCAGCAGGGGGCGAAGUAUCCGUCCGGGCGGAGCAAUACCGAACUGCGGGCACCAGAGGGAGCAGCAAGAAGCGUAAGAACAGGUGUCCAUCACGUAGGCAACUCAACAGGUCACAGAAGCAAAGGGAAAAAAUGGAAUAUUUGGUACACCCACCUCCAGAACCUAAUAUUCUAUAUCUCAUGCAAGAAAGUGCAAAGUUGCUCCCUGAGCUGGAAAAAAGAGUUUGUGACCCAUCCUCUUCCAGUUCAGAAGAUCCUCAGAUUGUGUAUGGAGGACAUUGCAACACCUCGUCUAGGAUGGGUCAGGGCUCCAUCUUGCUUAGCCCAAAGCACUCUUCACUAAAUUAUAAUGCGAUGGAACUAUUAAACCUCAUUAGUACCAAGUGUUCUGGUUUGCAUGAAUUAGAUGGAGACCAAGAGUUGGUAAAGGAAGAAAUAAGAUUAAACACAUGCAAGGGCAAGAGCAUUGAUAGAGGAAUGGUGGAGGUGAAGGAAAAUUGCCUUCUUAUUGCAGAGGAAGAACAUGUUGCCAUUGAGGCUCAGAAGGAGGAAGAGAGAGUUCCUGAAAGGCAAAAUCCUUCUUUGAAAAUGUUUGCUACAGAACAAUCUGUACAUAAUGUAGCAGUCGCUUGUACUUCACGUAAAGUACUUAUGAAUACAGGAGAUGACCAGCAUGAGGGCAAAUCUCCUGAAGGGGUAAGCUCCCUCAUAAAGGCAUCUUUGGAUCAAGAGCUUUGUAGGAUGAAGACCCCAAGGAAACAGAGGACUCCAUCUAAAAGCAUGCAAAAGCUUGACCCAUCGUUCCAAGGCAUUGAAUUUCAGAUGCACUUGAGUUUAGAGAAGGAGAAUUGUGGGGAUUAUCAGCUCAUAGUGACAUCAUUUUACAGCAAGAAGAAGAGUCGCCACGGGAGCAUAAAAUCCAAGAGUAGGCUGAACUCCAUCUCAUUGACCAGCAGCUCUGAAGAUGAUCAGCCUUCCAUAUUGACAAAACAGAGCAAACGAUGCGCAUCUUGCAAAACCCUAAAGACCCCUCUCUGGAGAGAUGCUGAGGAUGGGACACCCCUAUGUAAUGCUUGUGGGAUCAGGUAUAAAAAAUAUGGGGUCAGAUGUUCCCAGUGCUGGACUAUUCCAAAGAAAGACGGCAAGACUUACUCCAGAUACUGCGGUUGUGGAGGAACCUUCCGAGCUCCAGUUUAAGAAACCACAUUACUGAUUGGUGUUGUAUAGAUUUAUCAAUUGAACAAAGUGACCGUUGUUCGUGUCUUGUGCCAUGUGCUUAAUUAAAUCUCAUGACACUGUUUCAUUUGUAAGACCAAUGGAAAGUUCUGGUUGAAACACAAUAAAAUAUUUAUAUUGUU
Messenger RNA from Xenopus laevis (African clawed frog), 2557 nucleotides. RefSeq lists its product as uncharacterized. The transcript is spliced from 6 exons. The coding region runs from base 975 to 2396 and encodes 473 amino acids. NCBI's taxonomy places the organism in Eukaryota, Metazoa, Chordata, Amphibia, Anura, Pipidae. The record is from RefSeq and is a predicted model, not a curated record.